Messenger RNA from Mesocricetus auratus (golden hamster), 1596 nucleotides. Its product is annotated as polypyrimidine tract-binding protein 1-like. Gene Ontology annotation, molecular function: mRNA binding. Gene Ontology annotation, biological process: mRNA processing; regulation of cell differentiation; regulation of RNA splicing. Gene Ontology annotation, cellular component: nucleus. The record is from RefSeq and is a predicted model, not a curated record. Lineage: Eukaryota; Metazoa; Chordata; Mammalia; Rodentia; Cricetidae.
GCGCCUCCGCUCCGGCCCCGCGGGUCUGCUCUGUGUGCCAUGGACGGCAUCGUCCCAGACAAAGCAGUCGGUACAAAGCGGGGAUCCCACGAGCUCUCUACAUGUGUCAGCAAUGGCCCCUUCGACAUGAGCAGCUCGGCUUCAGCAGCCAAUGGAAAUGAUAGCAAGAAGUUCAACGGCAACAACAGGAACACAGAGGUCCCGUCCAGAGUCAUCCAUGUCCGCAAGCUACCCACUAAUGUCACUGAGGGCGAGGUCAUCUCUCUGGGGCUGCCCUUUGGGAAGGUCACCAACCUCCUCAUGCUGAAGGGGAAAAACCAGGCCUUCAUUGAAAUGAACACAGAGGAGGCUGUCAACACCAUGGUCAACUACUAUACGUCAGUGGCACCCGUGCUGCGAGGACAGCCCACCUGCAUUCAGUUCUCCAACCACAAGGAGCUCAAAACUGACAGCUCACCCAACCAGGCACAGGCCCAGGCAGCCCUGCAGGCAGUGAACUCUGUGCAGUCCGGAAACCUGGCUUUGGCAGCCUCUGCUGCUGCCGUGGAUGCAGGGAUGGCAAUGGUAGGCCAGGGCCCAGUGCUCAGAAUCAAUGUGGAAAACCUCUUUUACCCAGUGACCCUGGAUGUUCUGCAUGGGAUCUUCUCUAAGUUUGGGACAGUCCUGAAGAUCAUCACAUUCACCAAGAAUUACCAGGUCCAGGCGCUGCUGCAGUAUGCUGACCCUGUGAGUGCCCAGCAUGCCAAGCUGUCGCUGGACGGCCAGAACAUCUACAACGCCUGCUGCAACUUCUCCAAGCUCACUAGUCUCAAUGUCAAAUACAGCAAUGACAAGAGCAGAGAUUACACUCGGCCUGACUUGCCCACUGGGGACAGCCAGCCCUCACUGGACCAGACCAUGGCUGCAGCCUUUGGCCUCUCUGUUCCUAAUGUCCACAGAGCAUUGGUCCCUCUGGCCAUACCGUCUGCUGCUGCAGCUGGCUGCAUUGCCAUUCCAAGCCUGGCAGGCGCCGGAAAUUCUGUCCUUCUGGUCAGCAACCUGAACUCUGAGAGAGUCACACCCCAAAGCCUCUUUAUUCUCUUCGGAGUCUAUGGUGAUGUGCAGCGGGUGAAGAUUCUGUUCAACAAGAAGGAAAAUGCACUUGUCCAGAUGGUGGACGGCAGCCAGGCCCAGCUGGCCACGAAUGGGCACAAGCUCCAUGGGAAGUCAGUGCGUAUCACACUGUCAAAGCAUCAGAGUGUGCAGCUGCCUCGUGAGAGGCAGGAGGACCAGGGCCUGCCCUAGGACUAUGGUAGCUCACCAUUGCAUAGCUUCAAGAAGCCAGGCUCCAAGAACUUCCAGAACAUCUUCCCGCCCUCAGCUACUCUCCACCUCUCCAAUAUCCCGCCCUCUGUGUCGGAGGAUGACCUCAAGAGCCUCUUCUCCAGCAAUGGUGGUGUGAUCCAAGGCUUCAAGUUCUUCCAGAAGGACAGAAGGAUGGCCUUGAUCCAGAUGGGCUCUGUGGAGGAGGCGGUGCAGCCUCUGACUGAACUACACAACCACGACCUGGGUGAGAACCACCAUCUGGGCGUGUCCUUCUCUAAGGCCACCAUCUAG